AACAUUAAUUUUUCUCACUCGAGCUGAGAAUAUCAUACAAAAAAACGAAAACGAAAAUGGCAUUUUUCGAGACGAGCUGAUCUCGUGAGGAAUCUCCGAUGUCAACGGGGAAGAUGAUUUCCUUAGUUUUGUGGCGAUUUCGCCAGUGAUCAAAGCAAAUUGACCGAUUUGCUAUUUAAAUGACAAGUAUGACUUCUUCUUUAAAUCGAAAGCGAAGCUCAUCUGUUAGUUUUACAAGAGCUAAGGAUAAUAGUGAAGAUGCUACAGAUGAGAUCCAUAUAUCUCUGGCACCAUAUAUACAAACAUACUUGGCACACAGUGGUCAGGGACUUGGAUGUUGCGGUAUUAGCCUUCCAGUACCAUUCGAGCGUGCAGCCUCAAGGUCUUGGUGGAAUCCUAAAUUUGAUUCAGAAAUACUUGAAGAACAGUUUAAAAGAAGUGCCUUUCCACAAAUAAGAUUAAGAUUUCGAUAUGCCCUAACAUACAUCUUGCUAGUUUCUUUGUCAUGGUUAGCAUAUUUUAUUAUAAUUGGAACUGAAUAUAAUACUACAACAUGGCCAGCAAUAGCAGCAAUUUUUAUUACUGUUGGUAUAAUGGUAUCAGGAGUUUUAUACUUAACACAUACAGAUUAUUACAAAGAGUAUGUGUUGCAAACUUCAUUAGGAGUUGCAGCUAUGCUUUGCAUUUUGUCAUUACUUUUUCUUACAAUAAUUCCACCCUAUAUAGAUGGCCUAACUUUAGUCGGACAUUUUGCACUAUGUUCGGAAAUUUUGUUAUUAAUUUACACUGUGCUGCCAAUGCCAUUAUACGCAUGUUUGGGAAUAUCAACGAUUUAUUCCUUUCUAUUUGAAUUUUUAACUGCCUAUUUGUAUGGUUCAAAAACUGCAAGAGAAAAGUUUUUCAGCGAACAUACGUUACCAAAUAUUUCUACAGGAAACGAUGCCAUAUUAGAUUACAGCAAAAUAUCAACAGCUGCAUAUUCUUAUUUGAAAAGUUUUAAUAAUAGUCAAUUGUCAAAUGUGAUGCACGAUAACAACGAAUAUACAAUUGCAACCAUGAAGACAACACCGUAUUCCCAAGAUUCAAAAUUGUUAUCUGUUCUUGGAUUGAAUUCGUCUAACCAAGAGACCAUACUUGGGAAAGCAUUUGGAAUUCUGAACAAUACAAGUAUAGCGUCGACAAUAGUUAAUAUUAAUUCCACUGUAAAUGCUUCUAAUGAUUUAAUUUCCAAAGAUAUAAACAAUACAACUUCGAUAUUGGGAGGAGAUGUAUUAAUCCGUAGGAACGGUGAAUUGUCAAACUAUAUUUUAAGUAGCAACAUAUCUAAUCAAUCAUUUUCGGACGAUAAUUAUUUUUCUACAAAUCUUGGGAUAAGAAUUUUAAUGCAAGUUUGUAUUCAUCUGAUAGGAAUACAUAUUUUAAUAAUGACUUUUGUAAGAAUGCGCGGUACGUUUAUGAAAGUCGGCCAAUCUUUGUUAGUCCGACGUCAAUUAGAAAUGGAGAAACAACUUAAAGAGAAAAUGAUUCACUCCGUAAUGCCGCCGAAAGUUGCCGAUUGGUUAAUGGCAGAAAGCGAGCGUGAAAGAGAGCGCGAAGAUUCUUUAAAGAAAGGAUCGAUACCGUCCAAUAACACGGAUAUCCGUUCGUUAUUUCGACCGUUCAACAUGCAUUCAAUGGAAAAUGUUAGUAUUCUAUUUGCCGAUAUUGUUGGUUUUACACGAAUGAGCUCGAAUAAAACUGCAGAAGAAUUGGUAGGGAUUUUAAAUGAUCUUUUCGAAAGAUUCGAUGAUCUAUGCGAGCAUCAUGGAUGUGAGAAAAUUUCUACAUUGGGCGACUGUUACUACUGUGUAAGCGGAUGUCCAGAGCCAAGAUCUGACCAUGCAAAAUGUUGUAUCGAAAUGGGACUAGCUAUGAUAGAAGCUAUAAAACAAUUUGAUAUUGAAAGAAGGGAGGGUGUCAACAUGAGAGUUGGAGUACAUACCGGAACCGUGCUUUGUGGAAUUGUAGGUACUAAAAGAUUCAAGUUCGAUGUUUGGUCUAAUGAUGUGACUUUGGCAAAUAAAUUAGAAAGUACAGGAAAACCAGGAAGAGUUCAUUUAAGUGAAAAAACAUUAAAUUUUCUUGAUGAUGGAUACGUUACAGAAGAUGGAGAAUUAAUAAAUGGUAUUAAAACUUAUUUCAUCAAAGGUCGAAGAUCUGAUUUUACUAAUCAAUUUAUAAUGAAUAUUACAUCACCAAAAAGUAUAUCGCCUUUAAUGCAGUCACGUCAUCGUUUGGCCUCGUGUAAUAGUCAAUCUAAAUCGAAAUGUCACUAUCUCCAUAUGGUUACUAAUACAAGUAAUUAUAGAAUCAAAGCGAACUCUUUACCAAGUAUUCUAGAUUCCGAAAACGGCGAUAUCGAUACGACGGAUGAAAAGGAAAAUGCAAAUAAAAGUCCCGUAUCGGUUGCUAGUUAUGGGAAAAAAAAGUUACGAAAUAAACCUUGGAGAUAUUUACAGAGGCAACGAACUACCGAAGAAAUGACCCCGUUAGAAAUGGAAGAAGCUAAAGCAAUUAUUGCUGAACGAUCAAAAACUGAAUCUCAUUCAUACGAAGAUCGUAAUGGAUUUAGGCAGAAUACAUCUCAAAAUGACAUUGAAAUGGAUCCGAAUCCUGUACCUUCUAGUCCUUUAUUAUCUGGUCAAGAGCCACUCAGUCGUGCCUCUUCUAUGUGUAGUAGAAAAGAUUCUGGAAUUAGAAGUAAUAGCAGACGUAGCAGUAUACAGCAACAGCUGUUUUUGAUGAAUGGUAUGGCUCAGGGUGACUUAUUAGCUCACAGAGUGAGUGGUUAUUAUACGUCUAGCUCGACGUUAAAUUCUGCUCACGAGCCAUCGUCUUCGGUACCGCCAUAUCCGUUUCCUCCGGCAGUGACGGAUACUUUUGGUGCGUGUUUUCAUAAGUUAAGGAAACAAUCUGAUCUCCAGUUAAUCAGGUGCGUUCAAGAUAAUGUAAGUUCUCAACGGUCCUACUUCGUGAAACCACCACUUUCGAGUUUGACACUUUUCUUCAAGAACAAAGAAAUGGAAAAGGAGUACAGAGAGAAUGCUCACAAGGUUAGCGAAGGUAUCAGUGGCAACCCACCUACUCUUGCUACCUCGAGAUUCAAUACGUACUUUGAUAUUUUAAUAUCGGCAUUAGUUUACACUGCCGUCACGGUCUCGCUUUUCUUACUUUGCGAACCAACUUUGUACUAUAUAAUCUUUUCUGUAUGUGCCACUACCAUCCAAAUUAUAGCAGUGUCGCUUUGCGUGCGUCAACUAUUAUAUCCGAAUAUGAUCCACGCGACAUUGACGCAACAAUUAUUUAGGUUUUUCUUACAAUGGUAUCCUUGGCAUAUUUGCGGCGCGGUCCUGGUUGGCUUACCGAUCACGUCUAUUCUUCUCAAUUAUACAUGCAGCAAUUUUCAUAGUUUGAAUCAUUUCGAAUAUUACUACGGCUAUUUGGUCUUUGUCGGUUUAGUACAUUUUUGUAAUUUCACGCAACUUAAUUGCUGGAUGAAAAAUUUCCUGGUAACGCUUAUGGGUGUAAUGUUUCUUUUUCUCAUAAUGAAUCAUGUAUCGUACAGUCAAAAGAAUCUCGGUAAUGUUACAGAUUUAAUUAGCAAUCAGUUUAACGCAAGUAAUUCACAGAAAAUAUUUAACAGUACUCUCCUUCGGUCUACAUCAAACUUUGCUUUAAAGAAUGCUUUCAUGAGGCAACGAGAAGUAGAAAUACGAUAUCACGAUAGAUUGUACAAUUCCGAGAUUUUUUUGGAUAUGAUACUUUUACUUCUGCUAGUUUGGUUUUUAAAUCGUGAAUUUGAGAUCAGUUACAGAUUAAGCUUUCACGGGAACGCGGUAGCGGCAAGAGAUAAAACUCGCGUCCAGUCGAUGAAGAAUCAAGCCGAUUGGCUUUUGCAUAAUAUUAUACCAAAAUACGUGGCCGAUCAAUUGAAGACCACCGCUAAAUAUUCUCAAAAUCACAAAGCCGUAGGCAUUAUUUUUGCAAGUAUAGUUAAUUUCAAUGAACUCUACGACGAGUCUUAUUUAGGUGGCAAAGAGUAUCUACGUGUGUUGAACGAACUUAUCGGCGACUUCGACGAGUUAUUAGAAAAGCAAGAAUUCUCGAACGUCGAGAAGAUCAAAACCAUUGGUAGUACCUUUAUGGCUGCAAGUGGUUUAAAUCCACAAGUCAGACAACAAAGUGAACACGAUUACGCGCAUCUAUUUCAAUUGAUAGAUUUUGCUAUGGCGAUGCACAAGGUAAUUAAUGAUUUUAAUCGUGACCUGUUAGGCUUUAAAUUGAUCUUGAGAAUUGGCUUCAAUUACGGUGACGUUACCGCUGGUGUGAUCGGGGCUACUAAAUUAUACUAUGAUAUUUGGGGCGACGCUGUAAAUAUAGCAUCCAGAAUGGAUUCUACCGGAGUAGCUGGAAGGAUACAAGUGGCCAAGAAUACUUUGGACGUUCUCACGGAACGAUACGAGUUUGAACCACGUGGCCAAGUUUAUGUUAAAGGGAAAGAUAACAUGGACGUGUUUCUAUUAAUAGGAAAAAAGAACGAUGUUGAUACAACGAUAAGCGCUUAAAUUAUUUCAAAUGCCUAAGUCGAUUAAGUCGAAUGAACUGUACAUGGAAUUAUUUGAUUGCACGUUACACUUACAUCGAGCAUAUGAUCUUUACAGGAUCAAAGCUUUUAGCGAUCUCGUAAGAAAUUUGUAUAAAAUCUACGGUAGGCGUACCGUCGGCGUAACACGUUAACCUAAUACGUACCUUACUCUUCAAUUGCUCGCUCAUUAAAGAUAUUUAUUCUUAAUGAAAUAUUCACUGUAUUUUUUUACGUAAUUUAAGGGUAUCGGAUACGAGACCUACAAAAACCUACCUUUGUAAUGUUAAAAGUACAAAAUCGAAUCAAUUUUAAAAUAAUGAAAUUUCUCCUGAUAUUGUUAUGAAACAAAAAUCUGUGCUAAACGUAAUAUCGAGACGAAUAGUAGGCAUCGUUAAUGUUUGUAUGCUUUCUGAAUGAUCGAAUUAUGCGAAUGAACGAGCGAACGUAUAAAUGACCGGCUCUGGUUGUUGUCGACAGUUCCUAGUUAUAAAAGUGCGACUUAUUUGAUAACUGUUCAUAUAUGUAAAAAGCUUUCUGAUAACUUUCUUUUAUUCUUUCGAUCUGUUGUACGAAAUUAUUAUAAUUCUUUCCUUUUUUUUCUUCUUUUCGCCGUAAUAAUCAAAAUUAUUUCUAUUGUAAAUUAGAUAUGAAAAUGUAUCAGAUCACUUUCAAAGUAUCAACAUCGUAACAAAAGAUAUACCUCGAAUCUCAAAAUAUUCUUUAAGACUUAUUUGUUCAGUAAAUUAUAGCGGAGCCUUACAUCUGUCGCAAUCGUUUUACGGAGGGGGUUUCGUCUCCCUGGACGCCUUGAGUUCGGGCCGGGGAGCGCUAGGUGGCGGCGAGAGGAACCAUGUUCUCGCAAGCACUCGCCCGACAUGCAGCUCGAAUAUUUCAAAUUUCGAACCGCGGUAUGAUAGGUGUCUGGGACAGGGAUCGUCUGUUGUCAGCCUCACUGAAGAAUCUGACAGACGAUCCCGAGAUGCGAAACACCGUUUACUUCGACUGCUACACAUCUAUCACCGUUGUAAUUAUGAUAUACAUUCGUUCAGUGUAUGAGGAAUAUUAUAACGAAGAAAAACCUGUUUUAAGGUUACUAUAAAUCUCGAGAACAUAGUACUCUAUAAUUCCAUGCCAAGUUUUUGCAUUCUGUUUUAGUCGAACGUAACGAUGAUAGAAAAAUUAUUUCAAGCUGCAUUAACUAUCGCAAUCAAUUGCAUAGCGGUAUACCUUAUAAAAUUACCAUUCCAUCAUUAUUAAUCUAAUAUUUAUCAUGUUUCGUUAAUUAUCGGUACAAGGAUCAUACAAAAACGAGACUAUAAAAAUUGUGAAAUAUUUUUCGCUACAUUUUACUGCAGUUUUGUACUUCAGACAGUUUAUAGAGAUUCGGUAUAUAAAUCUCUUUGAAUCUCUCCUGUUUGUAUGCGAAUUAUACACGUACAACAAUGUUACAAAAUGUCUAUUGAACUCCAGCAUUUUUCUUAUCCGUACUUAUCACCAAACGAGUUCAAUGAGUUUUUGGAUGUUUUAUAAAAGUAGACAUACGAAUUUUUAAGUGAAUAGAAAGGGUAUUGGACAAAGCAUUUCACCGUUAAAAUGUAGACUUUUAUGAAUUUUGUAACAUGUGUAGUUAUAAUAAGUAAAUUGACUGUGUUUAACAAAAUGUAAUAUCGUGGAAUGUUAUCGUUUCAACGUACAUAGAAACAAAAGAAUCACCGCGAUAAUAAUUUAAAAUUAUUUAUAUAUUCGUUAUUAUUUAAUAUUUAUGAAGCACAGUCUUUGUCACGAUAGAUCUUUUUUUUUUUUUAACUAUAUAUCCGUCAUCAGACAACUUUUAAAUUCGAUUCGUUACGAUUGUCACCUGUUAUCGAUCAUUAUGUGAUGUGUAAUGGUAAUCAUGUAAUGUACUAAUCUGAUUUUUCAUGCGAUAGCUACGAUGCUGUGUUAUUCACAAUAAUGGAAUAUAAUUAACACAAAUGAAAAUAGUAACAAUAAAACGUGUAAAUGUUACUGAUAUUGAACAAAAGCCACGUAAUAAGCAUUUAAAAUGCUACAUUUUUUGUCAAUUUUAAACGUUAAAUAAAGAUUGCAUUUAAAAAACGGCUGUAACGCAUACUAAAUAAAAAUUGUUCCGCGUUAAACGAAGAAGGUACACUUUAUAACUGUUUGAAAUAGAAGAAAGAAAUAUCUAAACAAACUUUCUUAUAAGAAAAGGAAAAAAAAAAAUGAAAAAAAUAGCAGUGCGAACAUGUACUAUAUAUAAAACGCUUUAAAAGUACUAAAAAAUGUACGCACUUUCUUGUUGUUUGAAAACAAUUAUAAUCGAUUCGAAUAUAAACUUUUAUAUGAAAUAGUAAAAUUGUUCUUUUUUUUUUUUUUUUUUUUU
Messenger RNA from Osmia bicornis bicornis, 7007 nucleotides. It is a transcript of the gene Ac13E, whose product is annotated as adenylate cyclase type 9. Gene Ontology annotation, biological process: intracellular signal transduction; adenylate cyclase-activating G protein-coupled receptor signaling pathway; cyclic nucleotide biosynthetic process. The coding region runs from base 180 to 4604 and encodes 1474 amino acids. Gene Ontology annotation, molecular function: adenylate cyclase activity. The record is from RefSeq and is a predicted model, not a curated record. The transcript is spliced from 8 exons. Lineage: Eukaryota; Metazoa; Arthropoda; Insecta; Hymenoptera; Megachilidae.